Molecule: messenger RNA, 398 nt
Organism: Porites lobata
Lineage: Eukaryota; Metazoa; Cnidaria; Anthozoa; Scleractinia; Poritidae
Source: the annotation of a GenBank genome assembly
AUGAGUAAGUUGGGGUAUUGUUGACUUUGUAUCGGAACGAUCGAACCGUACAUAGCAUUGAAUAAUUGAUACAUCUAAGCUUAUCGCCGUGGACUGAUCUCAUAGAAUCACAUUUUUUAUUUUCUAAAUGGCUUUAUUGCCCCAACUGCUUAUUUUUAAAAGUAGUAUUUAUUUAUCUCCAUCCAAUCCCUCCUUGAAUUAACAGUGAUCUCAUUUCUCUAACUAGAUUCCUGAGCCUGAGGUCUGUGGCCUAUCGCCAAUUUACAAGACUGCUGUGGAGUUAUAUUGGUAGUUCCAGGCGAUACUCCUUGCCCUGUUGUGCCUACAAUAAAAUCAGGAAACAAUUUCCGAGUCAAAAUGGCCAUUAUCGUGGAUUCGAAGAUGAAGAAAAUGAAUAA